AUGCCCCGUUGCAUUCAGAUAACUCGUACUUUCUGCUCUUCAAUCUUGUUUCGUCAGCAACUGCCCCGAUUAUUCCCUCUCUUUCAAUACACCUUCAACCACAGAACCAUCAUGUCUGCCGCCGCAAAGCGCCUCGAGGGCAAAACUGUGCUCAUCACCGGUGCCUCGAGCGGGAUCGGAAAGAGCACGGCCUUUGAAUACGCCCGGACUGCACCCAACAACCUCAAGCUCGUCUUGACCGCCCGUCGCAUCGACAGUCUCGAGCAGAUUGCCGCCGACAUUCAGAAGGAGGUCGGUGACGGUGUCAAGAUUCACCCCGUCAAGUUGGAUGUCAGCAAGCCCGAGGAGGUUCGCCAGCUCGUGCCCAACCUGCCUGAGGAGUUCCGCGACAUUCACAUUCUGGUUAACAAUGCAGGCCUCGUCAAGGGAGUUGCCAAGGCGCCUGAGAUCGCUGAGGAGGACAUCAACGUCAUGUUCGCUACUAACGUCACCGGUCUCAUCAACGUGACUCAGGCCAUUCUCCCCAUUUUCAAGGCGCGCCCUGAUGGCGGUUCAGGCGAUAUCAUCAACAUUGGCUCCAUUGCGGGCCGUGAGCCUUACCCCGGUGGUUCCAUCUACUGCGCAACCAAGGCAGCAGUGCGCAGUUUUACCGACAGCUUGAGAAAAGAGCUAAUCUCGACACGCAUCCGCGUCAUUGGCAUCGACCCCGGUCAGGUCGAGACUGAGUUCUCCGUUGUCCGCUUUUACGGCGACAAAUCCAAGGCCGAUGCCGUUUACGCCGGCUGCGAGCCUUUGACCCCCGAGGACAUUGCCGAGGUCAUCGUUUUCACGAGCACGCGCAGGGAAAAUGUAGUGGUUGCCGACACCCUUAUUUUCCCCAGCCACCAGCUGAGCAUGAAGGGUGCUGCCGGUCUCCUCCAUCGCAAGUCUUGA
Messenger RNA from Colletotrichum higginsianum IMI 349063, 933 nucleotides. Its product is annotated as Short-chain dehydrogenase. Gene Ontology annotation, molecular function: oxidoreductase activity. The transcript has 6 exons. Lineage: Eukaryota; Fungi; Ascomycota; Sordariomycetes; Glomerellales; Glomerellaceae. The record is from RefSeq and is a predicted model, not a curated record. Bases 1 to 933 code for a protein of 310 amino acids. Gene Ontology annotation, cellular component: cytosol.